Molecule: messenger RNA, 1632 nt
Organism: Lodderomyces parapsilosis
Lineage: Eukaryota; Fungi; Ascomycota; Pichiomycetes; Serinales; Debaryomycetaceae
Gene: MODF
Product: Modfp
Exons: 1
Coding region: 1-1632 (543 amino acids)
Cellular component (GO): mitochondrion
Molecular function (GO): ATP binding; ATP hydrolysis activity
Source: RefSeq, a predicted model, not a curated record
AUGACUAAUGCAGUUAGAGGUUGCUUGUUGUCAAUCAAGAACGCUAAAUUCAAAACAAACUCAUUAAAAAAGACACCGUUUGUAUUUCGGAAACCCAUUGCAGACUUUCAAGUAACGUGGGGGGAAAAUGAUACAAGCAGUACCAGUGCAAGCACUUGGGCCGUGACUGGACCAUCGAAAUCGACAUUAUUGAAGAUAGCAGCUGGUGAGUUUAUGUCAUUUCCACCGCUUUCAAGGUCUUAUCCAAAUAUCAACGAACCAGCUACGCAACUCCAAUUAUUAAACUUUAAUGACAAACUGGGUCUCGAUAAGGUUCAUAUGUCUGCGAGGUAUGAAUCAUACUCUUUCAAGGGAGUUUUGGAAAUGAGUGACGAUACCAACUCUGUAUGGAAUUACGUAACUGGCUUGAACAACUUCAAUACGCAGCAUAGAGAUGUGGAUAUUCCAUACAUCAACCAUUUAUUGACGCUUUUCAACUUGACUCACCAUCAAAAGAAAUGGAUUAACUCAUUGAGUAAUGGGCAAAUGAGACGAGCAAGGAUUGCCAAGUCAUUGAUGAGUAAGCCAAGAUUGUUAAUCAUCGAUGACCCAUUUUUGGGUCUUGAUCCAUCCAACACAGAGAAAGUGAGCCAAGCAUUGAGCAAUGUACAUGAAAAUUUAGGGACUUCUAUGAUUUUGGGGUUGCGGCCACAAGAUGACGUCCCCAAAUGGAUUCAAAACAUAGUCUUUGUAGAUGAAGAGGGAAUAUCGUUGAUCGGCCCACUAGCGGAAGUUUCAAAUAAGCUCAAUGACAUCAUCAACUCCGACGUUGACCUUAAUUUGGAUAAGAAGAAACUGAAAACAAACUCGUUGGUGAAAAUAGACCCGGAAAGUGUUGCUGAGCCUGAAGAGCUUAUUCAUAUUGAAUUCAACAAUGCCAGAGUUGCUUACAAAGAUUUGAUUAUAUUGAAAGAUUUUAACUGGAAAAUUCCCAAGGGAAGCAAAUGGAGAAUCAUGGGUGACAAUGGAACUGGUAAAACGACCAUUCUUUCGUUGAUAACUGCUGAUCAUCCACAAAGUUGGAGAUCGGUGUUGUCAAUAAACAACAAGUUGAGGAAAACUGGAAGUGGAGUCACAUUUUUUGACGUCAACAACCAAAUUGGGAUUUCAUCCCCUGAGUUGCAUGCCUUGGUCCCUCAACAUAACAGUACAAUGAAGGAUAUAAUAUACAAUGGAUUAGUGCGAGACAUUGGCAACUCAAACUUUGCGUAUAGGGCCAAGUUGGAUAAACUAGAUGAGUCAACACGGAAGCGAGCUGAUUACAUCUUGGGUAAGUUUAGUGAUGUCCUCGAACAACAUGGAGAUUCAACAUUUAUUGAUUUGAGUAUGACAAAUCAAAAAUUGGCUUUGUUUCUCAGAGCAUUGGUUAAAAAUCCCGAGAUUUUGAUACUCGACGAAGCUUUCUCCUGUAUGGAGGACGCCAAAGUAAUGCGUCGCUGUCACGACUUUAUCGCUCAUGAUCCUAUUUUUAGAAACAUGACAAUUUUAUCCAUUGGACAUAUAGACUGGGAGUUAAGCAGCUAUGACUACAUGCUAAAGCUAACGGGUGAUGAAAAUAGAUCCUACGAGGUAUACAAAGUUGACAAGUCGUAA